This is a messenger RNA of Eurypyga helias (sunbittern), 1135 nucleotides long. RefSeq names its product solute carrier family 38, member 3 (gene SLC38A3). NCBI's taxonomy places the organism in Eukaryota, Metazoa, Chordata, Aves, Eurypygiformes, Eurypygidae. Gene Ontology annotation, molecular function: L-asparagine transmembrane transporter activity; L-histidine transmembrane transporter activity; L-glutamine transmembrane transporter activity. The transcript has 11 exons. The record is from RefSeq and is a predicted model, not a curated record. The annotation marks the transcript as partial. Gene Ontology annotation, biological process: asparagine transport; histidine transport; amino acid transmembrane transport.
AUGGAUGCCACAGACGUGCCCCUCCAGGCCGAGAUGGUGGAGCUGGUGCCCAAUGGGAAGCACUCAGCCGCGCUCACCGCCUCCGCCAUCCCCUCGCUGGCGGGUGACAGGUUUGAGGAGAAUCAGUCUGGCACAGCAGAGAUGGAGGAGUUCCUGCCCCACGGCGCCGAGAAGAAGCAGACGCACUUCACCGAUUUCGAAGGGAAGACUUCUUUUGGGAUGUCUGUCUUCAACCUGAGCAACGCCAUCAUGGGCAGCGGCAUCCUGGGGCUGGCCUACGCCAUGGCCAACACCGGCAUCAUCCUCUUCCUCUUCCUCCUGACAGCAGUGGCCCUGCUCUCCAGCUACUCCAUCCACCUGCUGCUCAAGUCCUCUGGCAUCGUGGGCAUCCGUGCCUACGAGCAGCUGGGCUACCGAGCCUUCGGCACGCCGGGGAAGCUGGCUGCGGCCAUUGCCAUCACGCUGCAGAACAUCGGAGCCAUGUCCAGCUACCUGUACAUUGUUAAAUCCGAAGUGCCUCUCGUCAUCCAGACCUUCCUCAACCUGGAGGAGAAGACCACCUCGGGUGGCAGGUGCUGGGUUGUGCCAGCGCUGGGUGCUGACCGUCCCCAUGUCCCCCCACCCCAGGUCAUCUACAAGAAGUUCCAGAUCCCCUGCCCGCUGCCCGAGCAGGAGGACAACCUCACGGGCAGCCUCAACGCCACCCCCAUCAGCACCAGCGACUACCAGAACGACUACACCCUCCUCCAGGCCACUGACCAGGCUUACACCAUCCCCAUCAUGGCCUUCGCCUUCGUCUGCCACCCUGAGGUCCUGCCCAUCUACACUGAGCUGAAGGAGUUGAUGGUACGACCCGGGGUGGGUGGCCGCGUGGAAUCGGAGCUGCUGCACACGUACAACAAGGUGGACCCCUUUGACGUGCUCAUCCUGUGCGUGCGGGUGGCCGUGCUGACAGCCGUCACCCUCACCGUCCCCAUCGUCCUCUUCCCGGUGCGCCGGGCCAUCCAGCAGAUGUUGUUCCAAGGGAAGGACUUCAGCUGGAUCCGCCAUGUCACCAUCGCCGUGGUUCUGCUGACCUUCAUCAACCUCUUGGUCAUCUUUGCCCCCUCCAUCCUCGGCAUCUUCGGCAUGAUCG